CGAGUUUUUCUAUGAGGAGAACAAGUGCGACGUCGAGAAGUUGUACGAGGACGGGUACUAGUCAUGAUAGUACCUCCGCGAGGACACCAGCCAGGCGGUCUGCAUCUUCCUCUUCCUCUUCUCUCACCGGGCUACGUGGAAGCCACCGUGCUGUUGCGGCGGCCACUACAGGAGG
Molecule: messenger RNA, 175 nt
Organism: Amoebophrya sp. A120
Lineage: Eukaryota; Dinophyceae; Syndiniales; Amoebophryaceae
Source: the annotation of a GenBank genome assembly